Molecule: messenger RNA, 1711 nt
Organism: Nilaparvata lugens (brown planthopper)
Lineage: Eukaryota; Metazoa; Arthropoda; Insecta; Hemiptera; Delphacidae
Gene: Uba4
Product: adenylyltransferase and sulfurtransferase MOCS3
Exons: 9
Coding region: 466-1677 (403 amino acids)
Biological process (GO): protein urmylation; tRNA wobble position uridine thiolation
Cellular component (GO): cytoplasm; cytosol
Molecular function (GO): adenylyltransferase activity; thiosulfate-cyanide sulfurtransferase activity; URM1 activating enzyme activity
Source: RefSeq, a predicted model, not a curated record
UGUCCAGCUGUUUUUCAGCUGACGCUCACCCACCGACCCACCAAAUCAGAAGAAAACCAAAACAGAACAGAUACAGCACAGGACAAGAGCACAGUUCAGUUGACAAUUCAGCGUGGUUGUUGGGUAAUUAUAUUAAAGUUAAUAUUGUAGUCUCUAUCUACUGAGGUCUGUCAACAAAUUACAAAAUUUUAUCGUCUGCAAAUAGUACUGAGCCAUCUUGUGCUGUAAAGUCGUUCAUGAGUAUGAUAAACAGCAGCGGGCCCAGCACAGAACCCUGUGGCACGCUGUGACAGUUUGCUUUCACUUCUGAUGUUGCUCCUCCUAUAGAGACUACUUGCCUCCUAUCCUUAAGGUAGUCACUGAGGGUACUCAGCACUUCACCACCAAUUCCAUAGUAAAGAGGUUUCGUAUUUCUACAAUAAGCUCCAAGACUGAAUAAAUAAUUUUCCUAGGUAUAAAUCUACAAUGGAAACAAAAAAUAAUCUUUCCAAUAAAGAUAUUGCACGAUACAGCAGGCAAAUAAUCGUACCAAAUGUUGGAGUAGGAGGUCAAUGCAAACUGAAGCAGUCAUCUGUUCUGAUUGUUGGCGCCGGUGGCUUAGGAUGCCCAUCAUCUCUCUAUCUUGUUGGAGCUGGAAUAGGUCGCAUCGGUAUAAUUGAUUAUGAUGUUGUGGAAGAAAAUAACCUACAUCGACAGCUAUUGCAUUCUGAGAAGUCGGUUGGUGAGAAAAAAGUCAAAUCUGCUGCAGAAGCCCUAAAAAGGUUGAAUGAAGAUCUAGAAGUGGAUGAGUAUUACUUGUCAUUGGAUAGCAGCAACGCGAUGGAUGUAGUGUCAAAGUACGAUGUGGUUAUCGACGCGUCGGACAAUGUGGCCACCCGCUAUCUGCUGAACGACGCAUGCGUGCUGAGUGGCAAGCCACUGGUGUCCGGCAGUGCACUGCAGAUGGAGGGUCAACUGACCGUCUACAACCACAACGGAGGCCCUUGCUACAGGUGCCUCUAUCCGACGCCCCCACCUCCGCACACCGUCUCCAACUGCUCAGAUGCUGGUGUCUUGGGAGUCGUACCUGGAGUGAUUGGAGUGUUGCAAGCGUUAGAAGCAAUAAAAGUGCUGCUUGGUCAAACUGGAACACUGGACUCGCGGCUGCUGCUGUUUGAUGCUUCCGAGUCUACAUUCAGAAAUGUCAAGCUGAGGAAGAAAGAUGCCAAUUGUGCUGUUUGUGGCCAAAGCCCCACCAUCACCCAAUUGAUAGACUAUGUACAGUUUUGUGGAUCAUCUCCAAAUGAUAAGGAUAAGGGAAUCACUUUGCUAGAUGACAAAGAACGUAUUUCCGCAGUGGAACUUUCCAAAAAGAUUGAGAGCGAAGAGAAAUUCUUAUUGAUCGAUGUUCGAAUGGAGAAUGAGUUUGAAAUUUGUGCUUUACCAAGAUCUGUCAACAUUCCAAUAACCAACAUGGAAAAGGCUCGUUAUGUUGAGGAAAUAAAAGAAGAAAUCAAAUCAAAGACAGAUAAUCAUAGCGUUCCAGUAUUCAUUGUAUGUCGGAGAGGCAACGAUUCUCAAAAAGCUGUGAGACUGUUACAGACUAUAUGCGGGGAUUUGAGAGUUGAAUUCAAAGAUAUUAAAGGUGGCCUUCAUGAUUGGACCAGAACAGUAGACUCUAAUUUUCCAAUUUAUUGAUUAUUUAUAAGUAAAAAAUUAAUAGAAGAAAAAA